AUGGUAGGUAUAAGUAUCAUACCAUACAGGCAGGUCUUGUGCCUCUUCUUCUUUUCUCUCUCACCUUCCUUUCCUCCUUCUCCUUCACAACAACAAUCCUUCCCACCACCAAACUGGUUUCUACCACAGAUUUACCAGCUCUUCUCACCCAUCGCCAAUUCGUGUUCGGGUAUCUUUCUAUCUGUUCUCUUGAGAAAUACUUCACCUUGA
Molecule: messenger RNA, 210 nt
Organism: Tuber melanosporum (Perigord truffle)
Lineage: Eukaryota; Fungi; Ascomycota; Pezizomycetes; Pezizales; Tuberaceae
Exons: 3
Coding region: 1-210 (69 amino acids)
Source: RefSeq, a predicted model, not a curated record